Paramecium sonneborni is the source of this 1601-nucleotide messenger RNA. The record is from the annotation of a GenBank genome assembly. NCBI's taxonomy places the organism in Eukaryota, Ciliophora, Oligohymenophorea, Peniculida, Parameciidae.
AUGCUAAGGGCAACAUAUGAACACAAUAUUCUUGUAGAUUCAUUUAAAAACAUUGAUCAUUUUAAUUAAAGUCUAUACUACUUAAGAUUUAUGAUAAAAUCAAAUGGGGAAUAGGCUUCUCCUUACAAUUAUUUUGAAAGCACCAAUAAUAGUAAAAAAAAAGAAUCAUGUUAACAAAGUCAAAUUGAUGAGCAAUACUUUUAAACAAAAACUUUUAUGAUUAGAUUUUAAGAGGAAAAAGUAGAAAUAGUUGAAAGCUGCGUGUUGAGAUUAGAAGUGUCGGCGUCUCCGUGUUACGAACAUGAAUUCAAAUUAAUUUAUGAAUUAAUGUGUGCAGAUUUAGCAAAAAUUGGAGGUCCUCCGAAUGAAGAAUCAUUAUUUAAAUGUGUUGCAACCUUUUAAGGACGAAUCUGCAAUUCUUAUAAAGGAGUACAUGAAUAUGUUCCUAUUAUGUUUGAUAACAAUCAUUUUUGUUAAUUUCAUUGUACAGUCAAUUCUAAUCUUUAAGAUUUUAAAUUUUGUUUAAGAGAAUUUUAGAAAGCAAACAGUUCUCGAAUAAGACAUUUACAGAAUUUCUUCAUAAACAUACAAAUAAAUUUAACAAUUGUUAAGAAUUUUUUGAUUAUUAUAUUGGAUAAUUAAGAUUAACAAGUGAAUCUCUGUAAGAAUAAGUGGCUAAAAUGUGUGGUUAACUUAAGUUAUAUGAUCAAUUAUCAAAAUUACCCACAAUACCCAAAUUCUCAUAUAUUCAACACUAGGAAUCUUCUAUUAUUAAAGAAAGUAUUCAUACUAAAGGUAAUAUUCUUAUUUCUGAUGUGUUGAAUUUAAUAAAAUAUUAGAGAUCAAAAUUUAUUAUCUACACUAAUAGAAAAUGAUAUUAAUUAGUAUUCUUCUGUCCUUUUUGAAUUAUAAAAUUUAAUAAUAAAGAUUAUACAAAAUAAUAUAGAACUUUAAUAUAAUAAGAAUAUCAAAUAAAAAUAAAAGAUAAAUGGGGAGAAACUUAUUUUAGAGAAAUUAUUAAAUGUAAUUCAUUUUCAAACGGUACUUUAUGUCAAAAACAACAUUAAGAUGUUAGUGAUUAAAUUAGAAGAAAACCAAUCGUAAUGGAAUAAUAAAACUUAGCUUAAGAUAUCAAAUAAUAUAGUAGAUUGGAUUAAAAAUAAUCCUUUUCGUAUUAGUUUUAUAGAUCAUUCCAUGGGAGGACUUAUUGUUAGAGCGGCUUAACCUCAUUUAAGUGAAUUUAAAAUUAAUAUGAACACAUAUAUCUCAUUAUCUAGUCCACAUUAGGGAUAUGGCUAUAAUAAUAGUUUGCUUAUUGAUGCAGGAUUGUGGUUUCUAAAAAGAAUGAGUAAUCUAUAUCUUUAUAAUCAUUAGCUAUGACCGACGCAGAACAAAUAGAAAAUACAUUCUUAUUUUAGUUAUCAAGGUAGGAAGGUUUUAAUUGGUUUUAAAAUAUCUUAUUUGUUAGUUCAGCCUAAGAUACAUAUGUUCCAUUUGAGAGUGCUAGAAUUUCUAAGAAUUUUGAAAGAAGUGACUAAGUAUUAUUUUUCUCAAUUUUAAAAAUAUUUAUAUAUAAAAAUAUUAACUAUUAAAUCUAUUGA